Molecule: messenger RNA, 1092 nt
Organism: Stereum hirsutum FP-91666 SS1
Lineage: Eukaryota; Fungi; Basidiomycota; Agaricomycetes; Russulales; Stereaceae
Exons: 3
Coding region: 1-1092 (363 amino acids)
Source: RefSeq, a predicted model, not a curated record
AUGCUCAUCUAUUUGUGCGGCACUACACUCAAAUACAACGAUCCACACCGUCAACCAACACCCACAUCACCGACCACAAACCUUCCUCUCUACAUCAAGAAGGGCACAAUGCUGUCCAAGACCCAGGCCCACCAACAACUCCCCGUAAUCCACCUCGGUGUAGCCCACCCUGAGUCCUUCCCACUUGUCAAGGACUUCCUCUAUACCAACAACACCUCCGAAAUUGUCGUCCCCUCUGCCAGUUCUUCGUCCAACGUCACCUCGAGCACACACCUCACUCACGUGUACUCGCUCCCCAUUGCACCCAAUACCGCCUCACCCUCCAAAUCCUCAACUUCCAACCCUAAUCUCAUAUCACCUACUUCCACUUCCGACGCUACCACCAUCACUCUCAACCCCACCCCCUACACGACCUCGACCUCCGCCACACCCACAAUCACCCAAUCUGCCUACGCCACCAAAUGGCCAAAAUACACGCACCCGCCAAAAUACACGCACCGGCCAAUAAUGUGGCACCGAAGAUUGUUGAGAUGGAAGAGAAGGAGGGCGCAGAGGCCGCUGGUGGUGCUGGUGGUGUUGGUGGUGUUGGUGGAGCGGUGGUGGGAGUGGGAGAAGGAUGAGUGGGAGAAGGCGUUGGAGGGGAGAGUGCCGGCUGCGACGGAUUGGGGAGGGUUUGUUGCGUUGGAGGAUCGAUUGAAGGUCGAGGUGUACGCGAACGGGAGCAAAAAUGCGAGGGUGAAUAGAAGACGGAGCAGGGGUAGGAACAGGCCGUCGCAGGACGUAUUAAACAUGCAGACGAAGCUGCUCGACGUGAUCCGCAAGUCGGUCGUCGAGGCCGCCACAAACCCCCUCGUCCUCAAACUCUCACUCAAACUCACAUCUCCCUUCCUCUCUGUCCUCGCAACCAGCCCCUCCUCCUCCACCCCUCUCAUCAAGCCCAACCCGACCAACCGCCCAAACCACCAACCUCACAACACCCACCCACGCCCAACACCUCGUCUCCAAAGUCCGAGACUCGCUCUCGCUCUCGAACCCGAGGAGAAGGAGAAUGCGAAGGAGAAGCAAGAGAAAGAAAGGGCAGAGCUGGAGUAG